Molecule: messenger RNA, 1110 nt
Organism: Parnassius apollo (apollo)
Lineage: Eukaryota; Metazoa; Arthropoda; Insecta; Lepidoptera; Papilionidae
Source: the annotation of a GenBank genome assembly
AUGGCGACAAAAACAAGGUCAAAAAAUCACCAGGGGAAGGAAAACGACGAAAUUUCAUCAUUGAAACCGGUGAGUGCAAACAAUAAAUGGUCUCAGAAUGAUGACAACAAAGCUGCGAAAGAACAAACGGCGUCCUCGAUAACUUCACCUUCUACAAUAAUUAAUCCAGUUCUUCAAGAAAUUAACGUGAACAAUACACUCAGUACGUCUAGUAAUGUUGAAUCAAUGACCCAAUCCAACCAAACGAAAUAUUACAUUUCACCCCUGCACUCUGAUGAGAGUGAUUUUGAUGAUUCCGACUGUGACCCUCAUUUUAUUCCUGGUUCAACCAGUAAAGCUCCGAGUUUACAUCGAAGUGGUGCGACAAAAUCGUCAUGUAGUUCUUCGUCAAGUAGCUCUUCUUCCAGUAGCUCUUCAUCAAGUAGCUCAGAUCAGGAAGCAGAGAAUUCCUUAAGUUCCGUUGCAUCAACUAGUAGAUCAGCAAUUCCAAACGGCUACAGAGUCAAAUGUUCCCUCAGAAGUGCAGCACAAUUUUUUAAAAAUACACUCGGAAUAAACGACAGACCAAUUGCUACAGCAUUAUCAAAAAAAACAGAGACGGGUUUUGUACUGGAAGAUAUGCGAAGGAAACAUGGUAACCAAUGCACUGUGGAACCUGAAGUCUAUGAUAGUGUCAAACAAUUUAUUAAUGCCAUACCACGGAUCGAAUCACAUUAUCUUAGAGCCAAGACAUCACGGGAGUACAUUCAGUGUGAUAAAUCUUUAGCCGACUUAUACCGUGACUACAAAGAAAAUCGUACAAAAGAAAACCUACCAUCUGCUUCUGCAUCUACUUUUAACCGCAUUUUUAAUAAAGAAUUUAAUAUUUCCUUCCAUACGCCAAAGAAAGAUCAGUGUGAUCUCUGCGAAAGUUAUAAAAAUGCUGACGAAGAAGGAAAACAAAGGAUUUUUAUAAUUUACGAAAAUCACUUGAAAGAAAAAGAAUUGUCCAGAAGAGAGAAAGAAAUAGAUAAAGCCAGGGUAGACAACACAAUUGUCGCUGUCUAUGACUUACAGGCUGUAAUGACCGAUACCAAAGGGUCAAAUUUCUUUAUUUUAUUACAAAAGUAG